This is a messenger RNA of Lodderomyces margitis, 627 nucleotides long. RefSeq lists its product as uncharacterized. The record is from RefSeq and is a predicted model, not a curated record. Gene Ontology annotation, cellular component: mitochondrial crista junction; MICOS complex. Lineage: Eukaryota; Fungi; Ascomycota; Pichiomycetes; Serinales; Debaryomycetaceae. Gene Ontology annotation, biological process: cristae formation. The transcript has a single exon. Bases 1 to 627 code for a protein of 208 amino acids.
AUGGCUAGGAAAUUCUACGAAGACGACGAGCUCGUUAUAAAUAAACCAGGCACAGCCGAACCCAUCACCGCUAAACUCCAACAACAAGAAUCAACCCAUGGCGACAAUGCAUCAAUAGUCAACGGCAUGGUUAUCCGCACCACCCCUGUUCUUGAAAAAUACAGCAACCAGAUUCGCGAAUACCUCAUUACUAAAUUCAACAUUUUUGAAGCUGAGCUUGAAACACAGAAACUGGCUAGUGCUAAUGAAUGGCGACAUGUGAAACUGGCAUUCAAUUCAAUUGUCAAAGAACCAGUGUUGCCUAAUGGGAUAUAUAUCUUGACGGCUGGAUUGACGGGCAGUAUAUUGGCACGUAAUCGCAACAUUGGAUUACGGUUCGUGACACCUUUGUUGUUUGGUGGUGUCGCUACGAGAUAUUUUAUGCCAGUGACGUUCAACAAUUUGCUGCAAAAGUAUAAUGAGUUGGAGGCUGAUAAUGUACCUGAUUUACAUAUCCAACAUCAGGAAUUGAUUAAGAAUUUGAGAGAAUGGAGGCACGAUGCUGAAGUGCUGAGGGUCAAGUUAAAUGAUUGUGUGAUUGAACAAGUUCAUGAUUUGAGAACGAAAUGGAAAGAUGUGUGGAAUUAA